AAUGGCUGCGGUCAUCCAGGCUGCUGAAGGCGGCGGGGCCCUGGUGCGUCUUGGCCGUCAUGUGAGGUGUCAGUGUGGAACAUGACUCAGAGCGUCACAGGCGGAAGGUCACCGAGCUGAGGAACGGAGCGGAAGCGGGACUCGAAGUCUGUCCGCCAUUGUGGAACAUGGCAAGGCAUAUUCCCGUAAAACACUCGUCACUUUCACGCUGACUCGCUCGCCCACAUCUCAUCUGUAGGCGACAUUUGGAGAAAGAGGCCAUUUUUCCAAGUAAGGCGUCGUCGUGUUUUUUUCCGGACUCGAGAGGAGAACCGCCGCUCGCGGAGGGAUUGGACAGGGCAGCCGGAGAGCAGCGGCAGGAGAGCGGCUGAGAGCUGAGAGAGAGACCGACUGAGAGGACGCCGCGGACGGACAGUGUCCUGAGCAGCCCCGCUUCCUGGAGGAUGUCUGCCACCACAGUCGACCAGAGACCUAAAGGACAGGGAAAUAAAGUGCAAAACGGAUCAAUGCAUCAAAAGGAUGGAGUGAAUGAUGAUGACUUUGAGCCUUACAUAAGCAGCCAGACAAAUCAGAGUAACAGCUACCCACCCAUGUCAGACCCCUACAUGCCCAGCUACUACACCCCAUCCAUAGGCUUCCCUUACUCCCUGGGAGAGGCUGCCUGGUCCACAGGAGGAGACCCACCCAUGCCCUACCUAACUACCUAUGGACAGAUGAGCAAUGGCGAGCCGCACUUCAUCCCCGACGGCGUGUUCAGCCAGCCAGGCGCCCUGGGAAACACGCCACCCUUUCUCGGCCAACACGGUUUCAACUUCUUCCCCGGCAACGCGGACUUUUCUACCUGGGGGACCAGCGUGUCUCAGGGUCAAUCCACACAGAGCUCGGUCUACAGUAAUAGUUAUGGCUACGCGCCCAGCUCGCUGGGUCGGGCCAUCGCAGACGGACAGGCCGGCUUUGGCAGCGACACCCAGCUCAGCAAGGUGCCGGUGUUGAACAGCAUCGAGCAAGGGAUGGCGGGCUUGAAACUGGGUACGGACAUGGUGGCAGCUGUCACUAAGACUGUGGGCUCACCCUUAGGUGGCACCCCAGGUAUGAGCAGUAUGGCCGCCAAUAACCUUCCGCCUUCUGUGAGCUCGACGGUUGCGAAACCCUCCUCCUGGGCUGCCAUCGCCAAGAAGCCGGCCAAGCUGCAGGUCAAGGCCAAGCCCAAGGCCAACAUGGGGAUGGUGGGUGGCGCCGCCAUUCCUCCGCCCCCCAUAAAGCACAAUAUGAACAUUGGUACCUGGGAUGAUAAGGGCUCUCUGAACAAGCCCCCAUUAGCUCAGACGAUGAUGCCCACGCCGCCUCUGGUGCAGCAGCCUCUUCUUGCUCAGCCCCCGGCCUUACUGCAGAACCCUCUGUCCCAUCAGCCUCAGCACCAACACCAGCCCUUCCACCUCCAGUCCCUCCAGUCCCCACAACACCCUCAGUCCCUUCCUCCUGGACCCCCACACCUGCACCUCUCCUCUCACCCCGGUCCCCCACAAGCCCUCCAUCAGCCGCCGGGCCCGCCUCCCAAUCGCUGGGUGGCUCCUAGGAACCGGGGCGACGGCUUCGGCUUGGGCGUGCCUAUGAACGCGUCGCCGUGCUCUGGAGAAGUGCACCCCGUGCUGGAGAAGCUGCGCGCCCUCAACAACUACAACCCCAAAGAGUUUGACUGGAACUUGAAAAACGGCCGUGUUUUCAUCAUCAAGAGCUACUCUGAAGACGACAUCCACCGCUCCAUCAAAUACUCCAUCUGGUGCAGCACAGAACACGGCAACAAGCGGCUGGACGGUGCCUACCGUUCGCUGGGCGGCAAGGGGCCCCUGUACCUGCUCUUCAGCGUCAACGGCAGCGGGCACUUCUGUGGCGUGGCCGAGAUGCGCUCGCCGGUGGACUAUAACGCCUACGCCGGCGUCUGGUCUCAGGACAAGUGGAAGGGCAAGUUUGAGGUGAAGUGGGUCUUCAUCAAAGACGUGCCCAACAACCAGCUGCGACACAUUCGGCUGGAGAACAAUGACAACAAGCCAGUGACCAACUCCAGGGACACGCAGGAAGUGCCUCUGGAGAAGGCCAAACAAGUGCUGAAAAUCAUUGCCGCUUACAAGCACACCACCUCCAUCUUUGAUGACUUUGCACAUUACGAGAAACGCCAGGAGGAGGAGGAGGCUUUGAGGAAGGUGAGAUGGACGCACAAGCCAGUAGGGCUUUCCUAAGUACCAUGUUUGGGUUUUAAAUCAAGUCCUGCAACCCAUAAAAAAAUGGUUGAUUUAUGGUUUAUUUUAUGUGGAGUGUGCUUAAAAGUUCCAUCACAUUUACACUUGCACAAUCUAACAGCGGGAAGAAGCAAAGCUUAUUUCAUCCUACUCAGCAAUUAACAGUGUUUCCCACAGGACUGCAAUCUAUCUAUGGCACUAGGUAGAUGACAUCUUUGUCUAAUUUGCAUUAUUGUCCAUGACACAAACGUCCGCCAGAGUAGAGAUUUUCAAAAACUUUGACUCGGUGUUUUGAGCUUUUUGGUUUGGGGUCACAAGAAAUGUGCGAUAUUAUUUCAUGUUCUUAACCGUAUUUAACAACACAACAUGAAGUUAUUGACUUACGGGUGUUUGUUUCCUUAUGUGCAGCGGCAGACUUCAUGGGCUCCAUUGAAGUGAUGGUUUUAAAGUUUUAAACUGAUUUUAAAGCUAAUGUACACGUCAUUGUGCAUCUAAUAUACCACAGUAUUGACAAACAGAUGCGUUAUAACGCACGACCAAGUCUGAAGUGUAGUAAGAAGCAGAGUUACGAUGCGUUCGUAACUGUGGAAGGACAAGCUACACAAGCAGUCCCCUUUAAAAUGCGUUCAUGAGCGAAGGUCAACCGGUAGAGCCAAAUCUUAAAAAAGAAAAAGUAGCCCCAAGUCUGUAGUGGUCCAAAUUUAUCAGUGGCGGGCUACCACAAAUAAAUGAUUGUAUGGGAAACACUGAUGACUUACUUUGCUCACUUCCAGUCUUUAACAUGUUAUCGUUUUCUAACAGGGAAAGAAAAGGAUAAAGUAGAUUGCUGGGGUUGGUAGAUGAUUAAUAUGAGCAUAUUAAUAAUAGAAAUAAUACUGUAGUAAUAAAAAGAAACAUUGCAUCAUGAAUAAAUAAGUACAAGAUAUAUGAGCGCUUAAUUGUGUACCACUGCUUGAUUUUCAGUCUAUUAACUUUUUUCUCCAUGGUUUGCCAUCUGUGGGUCUAACUGGGUCAAAGGUUAUUUGCACACAAAAAAAUGUGAGGGGAGUGAAUAAAAUCAACUUUUAGUCCAAGUUCACCUGCUUUUUCUUUGACUUCUGGGUUUUGUGUUCUCAUUUUGGACCACAUUGUCUUUGGAAUAUCGAGUGGACUCACAGACUCAACCGCCGAACCGUUUUUUUUCGAGGCAGCUUUUCACUUCCUGUACAAUCAGCUGACCCACCUGCUCAGGCGGCAGCAUCUCGUGGCCCAAACGGGCUGCGUGGUCUCUAUGGAAGUUCCCGGCCGCCCUGUCAGCAGACGGACAUGUCAUCGUUAGUCAUAAGCGUCAAAGAAAAGAGAGCCUGAUUCAUCGACAGCCAUCUCGUGCUGUCGUGAGUGUUGUGGAGGGGAGGGGGGGCACAUUCCUGGCAUUCCAUGCUUGAGACCAAAGCAGAUGCAGGCCAGGAGGUCUCUUUGAGCGCCAAGCUUGUAGCCGUAUGUUAACGCAGCCAUUGUUGGACCUGUGACUCCACACUGCGGACUGUUGACGGCCCGGUCCCGGGGAUUGGGGACCCUUGGUGUGGCACAUAAUUAGAGAGUGUGUUGCUGUCCUCAUAAUAGAGCCAUUCAGCAUAUUAAUAGUAACCAUGGCGUGACGUAGGAGCGAAUGUCGGCACACAGAAGCUUCAUUGAGUCCCUUUUGGACUUACUUUACAAGCGUCACUACCACAGUGUACAGAGGGGCACUUUAUCUAUUUUUAGGUUUUCUUUAUUUUAACUUCCUCUUGGGAGGAUUUUGUUGCUUAUUAAUUGUACAGGAAGUGUUUUAAGGAGCAUCCAAUUCUUUUGCAAGUGUAAAAGUAAGUUCACCCGACUAUUAGUAAACUCAUCACUAAUACUCCUUACUGUCAUACAAGUGUAAAAAGAAGUUAAGCACUGUUAGUAAAUAAAAUGAAAAGAAUAAUCCUGUCGUCAUCACGGUUUGCUAGUUUGGUUCAUUUUGGGUGCCUAAGAGAACAAAAUGCAAAAUGUAAAACUGCUGAGCUUUUGUGUUUCAUGAGUUUUUUUUUUUCAUUAAAAGAGCCAUUCAAAAUCUGUAUCAUUGGACUGCAAUUUAAACUAUAUAGGCUUUGUGUUAGAGGUGACAAAGUAAAUUAGUGACAUAUCUCAGAAUAUAUCCGGGGGAAAACGUGAGGGUUUAUUGGGUAUGACAGCUACAUCCCUAGUACACACAUUUAAAAAGAAUUUUUUUAAUCCUUGCUCGCUGAACUGACAUCUUGUGAGAUGUGCUGAUGUUGCCUUGAGGUUUUAUGCCACAUUUUAGUUGCAUUCUGAACUGUACGACCUUAGGGCCCCUCCCAUUGUACAGUUUGCUACCUGAUGCUCCUGAGAAGAUGUUACACAACACUAAAGCAAUAAAAGCAAGACGUGUGUUUGUCCACCUUGCAGUAA
Messenger RNA from Dunckerocampus dactyliophorus (ringed pipefish), 4670 nucleotides. RefSeq names its product YTH N6-methyladenosine RNA binding protein F3 (gene ythdf3). Gene Ontology annotation, biological process: mRNA destabilization. NCBI's taxonomy places the organism in Eukaryota, Metazoa, Chordata, Actinopteri, Syngnathiformes, Syngnathidae. Bases 444 to 2237 code for a protein of 597 amino acids. Gene Ontology annotation, molecular function: N6-methyladenosine-containing RNA reader activity; mRNA binding. Gene Ontology annotation, cellular component: cytoplasm. The transcript has 4 exons. The record is from RefSeq and is a predicted model, not a curated record.